AUGGGACGGGCCGGAGCCAUGGGUGACGGCGACGUCCUGCUGAUUGCGCUUGUCCUGCUGCUGGCCACUGUGGCUGCCUGCUGGGCCCUUGGCCACUGGCAACCACGGAGGCGGCAGACACGGACACCAAAGCGCAGCAAGCGCCCCGCGGUGCGGCCCAGAGGCUCCCGGAGGAAGCCAGGAGCCCCUGUGGCUCCCGGGUCCUGCAGGCCUCGGGCCACCCCUCGCAAGCGGCCACGUGCUCCCGCCAUUCCCUUGGGCAGCCCCUGCAGCUGCGGCCCCUUGGUGGCCGUGGCCCAGGAGCUGCAGGAUCUGAUGCUGCUGCUCUGGGAUGGCAAUGGGACUCGUGCGCCGCUCUACUCUGGGAUGUGGCAGGCGCUCUGGAGAGAACUGGAGGAGCUGGUGAAGCAGGGCCACCUGCCCCUGUGUGGCUCGUCCGGCUCCUCAGGAAGCCCCCAUCCCUUCGAGAGGCGUCUCUCCAUCCCUGGGAGAGCCUCUACCCUUGCAAGGGUGGCACACCAGCAGAGAGCCGCCAUCCAUGCAGGGGCCUCAGGCUGUCAGAGACCUUCCAUCCUGCCCGGAGCCUCUGCUUUCUCUGACAGCCUCCAUCCCUCACAGAGGCUCAGUGAGACCUGUCUGCCUGCGCACGGUGCAGAGCCCGUGGACAGGUCUCCCAGCUCCCCUGGACUCACGGGCGUCAACAGCACGGGCGCAAGCCUGACUGUUGACCUGGUCAGGGAAAGCCCGGAAGUCCAAAUGGGAGCCCAGCCUGAGGCAGGGGAGCCUCGUCAGGAGCAGCUGGCGGAGCAGCAAGCGUCCUGGAGCCAGCACUUGCCGGCCCACAGCUGCCAGGACGCUGUGCCUGUUGUGGCAGCUGGCAACAGCCCCAGCCUGGUGGUGGAGACGACCCUGGAGCCACCAAGGGAUCUCCAGGAAGCUGCCCCAAGAGAGCCCUCGAGCAUCGCGAAGGCCUCUCUAAGAGCAGCUGCUCCUCACGCCCCCCUGUGCCAAGCCUCGGGCUGUAGCCCCGGCCGUCCCGGGCAGCAGAGUGCAGGCCACGACGCCGGGGACAGCGACGGUGCCGCCCUGCCCCGCAGCACCGCGGCUCCUGCAGCCGCCUCUGCGCGCCGCCCCUCCCCAGCUGUGCCGCUGGCCAGCCCGGCGGCGGCGAGGAGGCGGUGGCCGCUGCCCGGUGCGCAGCUGGAAGCAGGUGAGAGCAAGGGGAGCCCCGGGCGCAAGGCUGAUGGCUCGCUCUUGGCCGCAGGGCAAAGGAAGCAGCCGCAGGAGCUGUACCAGCUGGGCCCGCAGCUGGGCAGCGGCGGCUUCGGCACCGUUUUCGCGGGCACCCGCCUCUCGGAUGGAAGCCCGGUGGCCAUCAAACGCGUGGCCCGGGAGAGCGUCCUGCGGUGGGAAGAGCUGCCCGACGGCACCCGUGUUCCCAUGGAAAUCGUGCUGAUGGAGAAGGUGGGCUCUGGAUGCCCCUACAUCAUCCAGCUCCUCGACUGGUUCGAGCUGCCUGACAGCUUUCUGCUGGUGAUGGAGCGUCCGGAGGCAUCGCAGGAUCUCCUGCAGCUCCUGAUGCAGCACGAGUUCCUGUGCGAGGAGGUGGCGCGCUGGCUUUUCCACCAGGUGCUGGCCGUGCGGCACUGCACCGCCUGCGGCGUCCUGCACCGCGACAUCAAGCCACAGAACCUCCUCGUGGACCCGGAGAGCGGCGACCUGAAGCUCAUUGACUUCGGUUGCGGCACCUUCCUCCAGGAGCGCGCCUUCACGCGAUUUGCGGGAACACGCGCGUACAGCCCACCCGAGUGGAUCGGCAUCGGCUGCUACCACGGCCAUUCGGCCACCGUCUGGUCCCUGGGCGUGCUGCUGUACGUCAUGGUCUGCGGGAGCCUCCCCUUCUGGGACGACCGUGCCAUCGUGUCGGGGCAGCUCUUCUUCGAGCACCAGGUCUCUCCAGAGUGCGAACAUCUGAUCCGCUGGUGUUUGUCCAAGCACCCCGCGGACAGGCCAGCGCUGGAGCAGAUCUUGUGGCACCCGUGGGUGCGGGGCGGGCGUUUUUGAUGCCUCGCCGGAGCCUCUGCAGCACCCAGUUACCACGUCCCACGCAGGACCCAAAAAUAAAACAACCUCAAACCC
Oenanthe melanoleuca is the source of this 2139-nucleotide messenger RNA. RefSeq lists its product as uncharacterized. NCBI's taxonomy places the organism in Eukaryota, Metazoa, Chordata, Aves, Passeriformes, Muscicapidae. Gene Ontology annotation, cellular component: cytoplasm. The record is from RefSeq and is a predicted model, not a curated record. Gene Ontology annotation, biological process: protein autophosphorylation. Gene Ontology annotation, molecular function: ATP binding; protein serine/threonine kinase activity.